Salvia miltiorrhiza (redroot sage) is the source of this 1801-nucleotide messenger RNA. Its product is annotated as ribulose-1,5 bisphosphate carboxylase/oxygenase large subunit N-methyltransferase, chloroplastic. NCBI's taxonomy places the organism in Eukaryota, Viridiplantae, Streptophyta, Magnoliopsida, Lamiales, Lamiaceae. Bases 207 to 1721 code for a protein of 504 amino acids. Gene Ontology annotation, cellular component: chloroplast. Gene Ontology annotation, biological process: peptidyl-lysine monomethylation. The record is from RefSeq and is a predicted model, not a curated record. Gene Ontology annotation, molecular function: [ribulose-bisphosphate carboxylase]-lysine N-methyltransferase activity; protein-lysine N-methyltransferase activity; protein binding. The transcript has 6 exons.
CGUUUACAUUACUACAUGAGACUAAUAAUUAGGGGAACCAAAUUUCUUAUUGAAAAAAAAAAAGGAGGGAGAGAGAAGAGGAGGGAAAAUGGUUUAUCCAAAACCAAAAUCUUCAACAACCUGAACCUCAUCUCCCAACUAUACAGAAAAAACUGAUACAAUACAUUCUAGUAGCAGGGGUAAGAAUCAAAUCGAAGAAAGCGUUAAUGGCGUCUCUCUCCACCAUCCACCAUCUAAAACCCUCAUCAAUCCUCAAAACCCCUCAAAAUUACCGCUUCUCUCCCUCUAAAACAAGACCAACUGUCCAUCAUUUCAACAACCGAUCACUCUCGCCUAAAUCCGUUCUCUCCACAGAAACCGAACCCAAAAUUCCGCAAAAAGUGGAGAGAUUCUGGCAAUGGCUCCAAGAUGAAGGGAUUGUCUCGUCUAAGACUCCCGUGAAGCCGGGAAUCGUGCCAGAGGGGCUCGGGCUCGUCGCGACGCGGGACAUUUCCAGAAACGACGUCGUUCUGGAGGUUCCUAGAAGGUUGUGGAUUAAUCCCGAUGCUGCUGCGUCCUCGGAUAUCGGAACCCUUUGCUCCGGAUUGAAGCCAUGGAUUUCCGUUGCUCUGCUUUUGCUGCGGGAGAGGUUAAAGGGGGACGAUUCUAAGUGGAAACACUAUCUUGAUGUUCUUCCACAAGCAACUGAUUCUACUAUAUAUUGGUCAGAAGAGGAGCUUCUUGAGAUUCAAGGAAUUGAAAUUUUUGAUACUUGUGAAGGAACCCAACUGUUGAGCACUACAUUGAGUGUGAAAGAGUACGUGCAGAAUGAAUUUCUAAAAAUAGAAGAAGAAAUCAUACUCCCAAACAAGCAACUCUUCCCUUGUGCCGUAACACUGGAUGAUUUCUUCUGGGCAUUUGGGAUGCUCAGAUCAAGGGCUUUUUCACGCAUUCGCAAUCAGAAUCUUGUUAUCAUCCCCUUUGCUGACUUGAUCAACCACAGCUCCAAGGUUACAACUGAAGAUCAUGCCCAUGAGGUUAGAGGGGCAGCAGGCCUUUUCUCAUGGGAUUAUCUGUUUCAAAUAAGGAGCCCUUUAUCUCUCAAGGCUGGUGAGCAGGUUUUCAUCCAAUAUGAUCUCAACAAAAGUAGUGCAGAUAUGGCUCUGGACUAUGGAUUCAUCGAACUGGAAAACUCCAGCCGUAAUGCAUUCACUUUGACGCUGGAAAUAUCAGAGUCUGAUCAAUUUUACGGAGACAAGUUAGACAUAGCUGAGUUGAAUGGUUUAGGCGAAUCUGCUUACUUUGAUAUCAAAGAUGGCCAACCUCUCCAAACAGAAAUGCUUCAAUAUCUACGGCUUGUGGCCCUUGGAGGAACCGAUGCUUUCCUCCUAGAGUCCAUAUUCAGAAACCAAGUAUGGGGAUUCCUCGAGCUGCCUGUCAGUCGUGCCAACGAGGAACUCAUAUGCCAAGUAGUCCGCAGUGCAUGCAAAUCUGCACUAGCUGGUUAUCAUACCUCCAUUGAAGAGGACGAGAAGUUGAUUGAAGAAGGGAAUCUGAGCUCAAGGCUUGCAGUGGCAGUUGGGAUAAGAAGAGGAGAGAAGAAGGUGUUGCAGCAGAUAGAUGACAUCUUUAGAGAGAGAGAGUCGGAGUUGGAUUUUCUUGAGUAUUACCAAGAAAGAAGGCUUAAAGAUCUUGGUCUAGUUGGUGAGCAAGGUGAUAUAAUCUUCUGGGAGCCUAAAUAGUACACUCUCAAAACCCAAAACAAAACACUCCUUAUCAAUUCCGAUCAUGCCGUUUUCAAGUUUUGAGCUACGAAUUUGUA